UCCUGCCAGACAUCAAUUAUCUAACCUCUUAAAAAGCUUUUCCGUUUCUUAAUUAUGUCUUGCUAUUGAACAGCCAGAAUUAAAACAAGUCCAAGAACUGCUAGCCAUGUGGAAUAUUUUGCUUGUGUUGUUUGCAGUUUUUCAAGGAGUGCUCAGUAAAGAAGCGACAUGUUCUCAAGAUGCAUUUCGAGCGUGCAUGCAUCUCUAUCCCAAAACUCAAAUGGAUGAAAUUGGAGUAGCUCCAGAUGAAGAUGAGCUCACUGCUGUGUGCCCGAGUGCUUAUGAAUUCUUUGAUUGCAUUAAGAAUUUUGUGUCAGACUGCUUCCUACCAGGUGACGAAACAACAGAGUCUUUGUUGGUAACGGGUGACCUUGUUAAGGAAAUCUGCGAUGAGGAUUCAGAUAUUCACAAAGAUUACAUUCACAGUGUCCAGUGUUAUAAAUCUCUUGAGAAAUCGAAUGUGGGUGCUUUUUGCGAGAGGCGGGCUGAAGCACUUUAUAAUGCUUACCUUCAUUUCUUGAGAGAAGAAGUUGAAGAUGUGGAUGAUGCUGACAGAACUCGUCACAGAUACUGCAUUGAAACAGCUUAUAAAAUUGCUUGCAUCUCCCUGUCUAUUUUGGAAGAUUGUGAUGAGGUUGCCUAUUUGACGUUCCUAGAAGUGGUCCAUCGGUCCCAUUCAAUGAGGACAAUUUGUUCUGAAGAUGUGAUUGAAGAGCUGAAUACAAUGUUUCUGGACUUCAUGGAAGAGGACGAUGCUGAAAGAAGACUACUAACUUUGGCCUUCGAUAUUAAAAGAAAAUGAAAGAUUUUGAAUAAUGAAAUAGACAAAACUAUCUUUUGUUAAGCGGUAAACUGCUUUGUGUGAAAAAGAAAUGAUUUAAUAAAGUACAAGCAUUUGUUGAUUUCCUUAUUGCAA
This is a messenger RNA of Stegodyphus dumicola, 916 nucleotides long. RefSeq lists its product as uncharacterized. NCBI's taxonomy places the organism in Eukaryota, Metazoa, Arthropoda, Arachnida, Araneae, Eresidae. The record is from RefSeq and is a predicted model, not a curated record.